AUGGUGACGAGGAUGCUGUGGUUCCUACGGCCGCGCUUCUGCUACUGGGCGAGGCGGCACAGGGCGUACAGCGUGGCAGAGAUGACGAAAAAAAUUGAGCGUAAGGGGUGUAACAACCGCAUGCUAGUCUCCCUAGGCUGGAUCGUGGCCAAGGGCUCGCGGGAGAACCCACGGAACACGAAGUGUAGUCUACAAGAUCCGGAGAGGCUUAUGCAGCUGCGGAAGGAGCUGCUGGCCGCGCGCAAGCCAUUAGUGGACUCCCUCGUCAUGGUGUUUGGUGACGAGGAUGAGAUCUGGCUGGAGCGGUGCGAGAGUAUUGCAAGCCAGUUGUCGUAUAUAGACUAA
This is a messenger RNA of Microdochium trichocladiopsis, 345 nucleotides long. RefSeq lists its product as uncharacterized. The record is from RefSeq and is a predicted model, not a curated record. Lineage: Eukaryota; Fungi; Ascomycota; Sordariomycetes; Xylariales; Microdochiaceae. The transcript has 2 exons. Bases 1 to 345 code for a protein of 114 amino acids.